AUGGCUCUUGAUGAAAACACAAUGGAUUCGACAAAUCCGGCCUUGGAUUCGACAAAUCCGCUCUACAUGCAUCCAUCUGAAAGCGUUGGUUCUAUGCUUGUACCGGGACUUUUCGACGGAUCAGGAUAUAGAUCGUGGAGAAGAGGAGUUCUAAGAGCUCUCUCAGUGAAGAAUAAAGUAGGAUUCAUAAACGGGAAGUGCAGAAAGCUAGAUCCACAGGAUCCUAGCUAUGAUCAAUGGGAACAUUGCGAUGACAUGGUCACAUCGUGGAUCCUAAAUUCUAUCUCAAAAGACUUGGCGGAUAGUCUACAGUAUGUUAAUGAUGCUCAAGAAUUUUGGAAAGAACUUGAAAACAGAUAUGAUCAACAAACAAAUGGGGAAAAUUGUAUCUCAGCUUAUUCAACUCAUUUUGAUUCGGGUUCUAACUCAUAUGAAUGUUCUAGGUCUGUUACUGAUUCUUGGAUACUUGACUCUGGGGCAUUAAACCAUAUGACCUAUAAUAGAUCCAUAUUAAUCAAUGUGAAAACCUUAGUUUACCCUUUCCUGGUUACUUUACCUAAUGGUUAUAAGGUGAAGGUGACAUUGAUGGGAGAUAUAGUAAUGAGCCCUAAGUUCACUCUGAAAAGAGUUCUCUUUGUUCCAGCCCCUUCACUGAAGAGGUCUCUGGUAAUUGGUGAAAGUAAGUAUGGUCUGUAUCUCUACAAAUCAGAUUCUUGUAAGUCCAACACUUCAGAUUUCUGCAAGUCUAAUUCCCUAGUCUUUGAUAAUUCAUCUAGUGCAUCAAAUAAUGGUAAUGUAAUCACUCAAUCUACUCCAUCUAGUAUAACCAGUAGCAGUAGUGUUAGUCCACACUCUGUUUCACACAUUGCAUCUAGUUUACAUAAUUCUUCUUUCCCUACUACAUCUAGAUCACACACUUCCUCUUCUGAAUGUAAUAAGAUUGUCACCAAUUCUCAUGUGCAAUAUGAAGGAAAUAUUAGUCCUACUUGCAAUGCAUCUAUGAAUGAUAAAUAUAUGAUUAAUCUCUUGUGGCACAAUAGAUUGGGAUGUAUACCCUUUGCCAAAAUGAGAGAAUUAGCACAAGAACUAUUCCCUUCUCAUAGGUCAACAUCUAUUCCUACUUUUUCUAGUACAUCUCUAACAACAAUGUCAACUGAUCCUUCAUCACCAGGGGCAAGAGAACCUAACCCUCAUGUGACUUCAAGUUCAGAAGAACAAUUUUCCUUAUCUGAUAACAAUGAAACUCGUGAAACUCUGCCUAACAAUACUCCUAACUCAAUAAUACAUGAAUCUAGUGAAGAUUUAGGAAGGCCAUCCAGAACCCUCAAAGUCCCCACUUACUUGAAAGAUUACAACUAUUUACUACCCAAAUUACAAACAAAUCAUCCUGACUCUCCCUCUAGUAAUAACCAAAGAACCACCUCUCUUUCCUUCAAUGUAUCCAUACCCAACGCCCAAUAUGGCUCACUCAAUGUCUUGAAUUUUGAUAGUCAGCAACUGAUCAAAACUAUCUCCUAUGAGACUGAACCCAGUUCAUAUGAGGAGGUAGCUGCUAAUCCUGUUUGGCAGGCAGCUAUGAAUCAAGAGUUUGAAGCCCUUUAUGCCAAUCAUACUUGGAGUCUUGUACCUCUUCCAAGUGGAAAAAGGGCAAUAGGAUGUAAAUGGGUAUACAAGGUGAAGCACAAGGCAGAUGGGAGCAUAGAGAUUGAAAGCAAGGCUAGCAGUGAAGGGAUACACUCAAGAGGUCGGGGUAGACUACAUAGAAAAUUUUUCACCAGUAGUUAA
Nicotiana tabacum (common tobacco) is the source of this 1785-nucleotide messenger RNA. Lineage: Eukaryota; Viridiplantae; Streptophyta; Magnoliopsida; Solanales; Solanaceae. The record is from RefSeq and is a predicted model, not a curated record.